Juglans regia (Persian walnut) is the source of this 399-nucleotide messenger RNA. RefSeq lists its product as uncharacterized. Lineage: Eukaryota; Viridiplantae; Streptophyta; Magnoliopsida; Fagales; Juglandaceae. Bases 87 to 278 code for a protein of 63 amino acids. The transcript is spliced from 2 exons. The record is from RefSeq and is a predicted model, not a curated record.
CGUGCCCACUUCGAGCAUCUCAGUCACACUGCUCCCGACUCCUAUCGAGACAACUCAUCGCAGCUCAGAGUCAAAGUAACAAACAGAUGGUGUUGUGGUCGUACCCACCCACGCCCAAGCAGCUAGCCGUGAGCGUCUGCUUCUUCAUCGCCGGCGCCUCGCUAUUUGCCGCCGGUGUCCACCUCUCCUUCGCCAAUAUAGGCCCUCAACAAGCCCGUGCCAAAGCCCAUAGCAAGUUCAUCAAAGACCGCCUCAGGAAGCUAGUCGACGACGACUAGCAUUUUUGAAAACCAAUCGCUUGCAGUUUUGUACCAGUCGUUGGCACUGGAGGAAGCUGGUUACGGCUUGGAGCUGGAGAUGCUGAGUCGGGAGUUGCUGGAAUCGGCCAGAAAGCCCGAG